AUGGCUCUCUAUUACGGCAUCGUAUUUGGUAUCUUGACAUUUGAGAUUCUUCUCUUUUUCUUAUUCUUGUUGCCUAUCCCAACCCGCUGGCAAAAACCAGUGUUCCGUUGGUUAGCUACCUCACCUACUAUUGCACAUGCUCAAUAUAUCAUGAAGAUUGUCUUUGUAUUCAUCUUUGUACUCUUCCUUGAUUCCGUCAACACCCUCCGCGCUUUCUACGAAGUAGUGAACAGUGAAGACGAGAACGGUGGUAUUCCAGCUGCAGGUAACUCUGACUUUAGAGCUCAAGUGGGCCAAGCUGCAAAGAAGUUUUACGCUCAAAGAAAUUUGUAUCUCACUGGAUUCACCAUCUUGUUAUUACUCAUUUUGAACAAAAUCAAGACCAUGGCCAUGGAUUAUAUUAGACUAGAGGACCAAUUCAUUGAACUUGAAGGAUCUGUCUCCAAGGAUCCCGCUAUCAGAAAGGCAAGCAAGGAAAUCGACACCACUCCCAUCGAGGAUCAUGUUACCCGACUCGAACCUGUUGAACAAGAACAGGAAAACAAAAAGGAUAUCUAA
Molecule: messenger RNA, 558 nt
Organism: Mucor velutinosus
Lineage: Eukaryota; Fungi; Mucoromycota; Mucoromycetes; Mucorales; Mucoraceae
Exons: 8
Coding region: 1-558 (185 amino acids)
Biological process (GO): intracellular protein transport; endoplasmic reticulum to Golgi vesicle-mediated transport
Cellular component (GO): endoplasmic reticulum; endoplasmic reticulum membrane
Source: RefSeq, a predicted model, not a curated record